CGGCCCUCGGUGACCUGACUAUACUAGUGGAGUCGCGUAUCGGAGACGGUUUGGGUUGUGGGCCUAGGUUGGGUUCGACUCUGGCGACUGCAGAGUGCCUACAGUGCCUGAAGUCGGUGGGUGUGGGUGGUAUAUCCUAUGAUCUAAGGAGAGCUGAUUAGUUUGACUAGAGGGCCGAUGAGUGAUCGCCACGAGCUCAGACUACCAGGUAGGAUUACGUGACUGGCGGCAACAGACUGCGAAACAGACAGGACGACUGAUCGCCUCGACACUGGAAAUGAUUGUGUGUGUCAACUUGACAUUUGUAUCGCAACCUUAGGAAUGGACUACGAUCCAUUUUCCCGUUGAGAAAGCCCAAAAGCCCACGUCUGGGAGGAAUAACUGGGCACACCAAACGCGCAACUUUCUUCAUGGUUUAAAACAAAUAGCUAGUGCGUCUUUACAGUGAGGUUUCGUCACAAUCCUGAACAAUUGACCUGAACGCAUAAUAAACACGCCGACCCGCGCGCGUUUGCACUUGGCAACUGGUCAUCAAUGCGCACGUUACAUAUUUCAGCGAGUGGCCAGGAAAACAUGUUCUCGCACUGCUUUUCUUAACACUGGACGUGCACCAAAACAAAGGCAACGAGCCUCGGCUGGCAAACAGUGUACAACAUCUGCUAAAAAUCACUCAGAGGAGACUGGAAUUCAGGCCAGAGGUCGUUGGCGUGCAGUUUAUGGCGUGACAUUCCCAGUCGUAGAGCGGUACGGUAUCAUGGGUUGUUGCGGUGGCGACAACCGCGUAAGACCGUUCAAGGAUGACACAGUGGAAGUAGUUGAUGAUGGCUUUGACGGCCCCCUUGACGACCGCAGCUGCCGUGACGUGAUCUGUCUUAUUCUCUUCUUGGCCUUCUGGGUUGGAAUGGGUUACGUUGCCGUGGUGUCACUCCUCGACGGCCAGCCCGAACGGAUCAUCUACGGCGCCGAUAGCUACGGGAACGUCUGCGGCAAGAGCAACACUGCGAUCGCCGGGGUCAACAUGUCGGGACAAAAUCUGAUCGAUAAACCGUAUGUGUUCACUUUCAACCCGGAAGCCGUUGCAAACCCGACCACUACAACCAAGUUACUUUGUGUGUCGGAGUGCCCGGAUGUUGUCCUCCUGACUAAAAACGACCUCGUUGAGCUGGCCCUGAACAGGUCCAUCUUCCUGUGCGAUUACAACCUGGCGGCUGAGGACUACGCCGCGGCCGAGCAAGGCGCCCUGGCCGCUUGCCCAUCGACGCCCGUGGACGUCAGCACUCCGAUUUUCAAUCGUUGUAUCCCGUCAACUGCCGUUGGUAUCGCGUCUUCCUUGUUAGACGCCGAAUGGUUAAAGAGAGCUGUGGCGGAUGUUGAAAAUUCAUGGCGCGAAAUACUCUACCUUUGUUUAAUUUCCUUUGGUUUGGCCAUAGCAGUGCUGAUCUUGCUGCGGUUUUUCGCGGGUGUCCUUAUCUGGACCACGGUGUUUGUCUUCGUGUUCGGGAGCCUGGGCGGGACCGGGUACCUGUGGUACCGAUGGUGGCAGGAGAAAUCAGUGCUCGAUGCGCUGCCAGCUGACGCUGCGAAGGAUGAUCAAGAGCACACCGUCAAAACCAUGUUGACCUACGCUGGGAUCGCCACUGGAGUCACGGUCAUUCUACUGUUGGUACUGCUCGUCAUGCGUAAGCGCAUUGCCCUCGUGGUGGCAUUGUUCAAGGAAGCUGGCAAGGCAAUCGCAUGUAUACCGUUCCUACUACUUCAACCCAUCUGGACGAUUCUUGCCAUGGUGGUUCUGUGCGCCUACUGGGGCUUCGUGUAUUUGUACCUCGUGACGGCUGGCAAACCUGAACUUGACAGCGAGACCGGUUUUGUCAUAUACAAAGCCGACGCAUUGGGACCGUACAUGUGGUGGUACCAUCUCUUCGGCCUUCUUUGGGGCUCCCAGUUCCUGGUCGCCUGUCAACAGUGCGCCAUAGCGGGCGCUGUGGCAGCCUGGUUCUUUGCUCGGGACAAGAGCCAACUCAGGUGGCCCAUCCUCCAAUCUAUCAAGCGCAUCAUCAGGUAUCAUCUGGGAUCUCUAGCCUUUGGUUCCCUCAUUAUUGCACUGGUCAUGCUGGCUCGCAUCAUACUCGGCUAUAUUCAAUCCAGGCUCCGGCAUUCGCAGAGCGAUAUUGUAGCAUACAUCUUAAAGUGCCUUCAGUGUUGUCUGUGGCUGUUUGAAAAAGUUCUCCGCUACAUCAACAGAAAUGCCUAUAUCGAAAUCGCAAUUUACGGUUACAGUUUCUGCAAGGCUGCCCGGAAGGCUUUCACCCUCAUCGUGUCCAACGCCCUGCGCGUGGCCGCCAUCAACUCCGUGGGGGAUUUUGUGCUCCUGCUCGGCAAGGCGACGGUGGUGGCUGCGGUGGUGGUUAUCGGUAUGCAACUCUUAAAGGAUAAGGCUGACGUUCAUUAUGACUUUGUGCCGAUCACGUUGGCCGCCAUCUUCGCCUUCCUCCUCAGUCAUAUAUUCCUGUCGGUGUAUGAGAUGGCCAUUGACACGUUGUUCCUGUGUUUCUGUGAGGACUGUGAGCGGAAUGAUGGCAUCACUAGGCCGUAUUACAUGAGCAAGGACCUCAUGACCUUUGUCGACAAUGCAAGAAAGGCUCAAGACAUGAAGGACAUCAAACGACAGGCCAAGCGAGCCGCUGCUCAGCAAGCCGCCGACAACAUAUAGACUAUAACUUGCUUCCGAUCAUUCCAAUUUGUUUCGGGAUUUGAAUUUCUCCGAUUUGCAUUUGCUGGACUUACCAACAAGUUUGAAGACUAUACCUAUCAAAACGUAGGCCUAUAUUCAAAAUGUUCCAUGCUGCGUUCUGCCCACUGCUUCAUAUAUUUAUUUGUUGCUUGCCGUGUAAGAUCAUCCCAUAUAUGUAAAUAUGCAGUUUUUAUACAAUGAAAUAUCUCGUUUGAGGGUGACAGGUAACACAAUCUUUGACUUAAAUCUUUUUAUACGAAAAUAUAUUAAAACGUAAUGUUUAAUUUCAUGGUUACUUUUGCAAUUAUCAUUAUAAACUCGCAUGAAAAUGAAUAUAUAAACGACUUGCCUUCUCAGCAGAAAAAAAAAAACAAAACAAAAUCAAAUUUAUGCAAGGGAACGCUAAAGAUAAAUCCUUCGAUGAAAAAGAGCAAGAGACAUUGGCAUACGUUUCAGCGGUACAGAAAAUAUCACAGUUUUAAAAAAGAAUUGUCCAAAUUUAUAGCGUAUAAUAAUAACAACGCAAGAAUUCCCCUCAUUAUAUACUGUUGUAAGGAACCUCGUGAGGGCGCAAUAAAAGUUGACAAUAACGUGGGAACUAGGCCACUAGUACACGAUUUAA
This is a messenger RNA of Acanthaster planci (crown-of-thorns starfish), 3353 nucleotides long. Its product is annotated as choline transporter-like protein 1. Gene Ontology annotation, cellular component: membrane. Gene Ontology annotation, biological process: transmembrane transport. The record is from RefSeq and is a predicted model, not a curated record. NCBI's taxonomy places the organism in Eukaryota, Metazoa, Echinodermata, Asteroidea, Valvatida, Acanthasteridae. Gene Ontology annotation, molecular function: transmembrane transporter activity.